This is a messenger RNA of Protopterus annectens (West African lungfish), 769 nucleotides long. RefSeq names its product radial spoke head 14 homolog. The record is from RefSeq and is a predicted model, not a curated record. NCBI's taxonomy places the organism in Eukaryota, Metazoa, Chordata, Ceratodontiformes, Protopteridae. The transcript has 4 exons. Bases 1 to 651 code for a protein of 216 amino acids. Gene Ontology annotation, molecular function: protein binding.
AUGGGGAAGGUGGAUGUUUUGGUUUUGGGUGUCAUUUUAGUGGGAGAAGGUGCUGCUGGGGUUGUCGAGGCAGGUCUUGUCCCCACAUUGGUAGAGAAGCUGAAGACUGAGCUGGAAGACAUUGCAGAACUGAUCCUGGACACACUUCAUUUUUGUCUGCGAAUUGACACCAUACAAGCACUGAAUGCUGGCGCUGUUAGCGUGCUGAAAGAGAAACUGUCACACACGUCUGUGUGUAUCAGAUGGAAGGCAGCCCGAGCAAUGAUGGGAAUCAGUGUUCCCCUGGAAGGUAAAAAGAAGAUAUGUGAAGAAGAAGUGAUUCCUUUGCUUGUUCGUCUGCUAAGUGACCAGGAACCAAAAGUCCAAGCAAAUGCAGCAGGAGCUCUGAUGUCAGCAACCAUCACAACCCAAGGGAGGUAUGCAGCUUUAGAAGCGUACGCUAUCCCACCAUUACUGGACUUGAUCAAGAGCCCUGUGAGUGAAGUGCGCUUGAAUGUACUGAAAACCAUUACCACAUUAGCCGAAGCUCCUGCUGGUCGGAAGGAGUUGUUGAAUCAUUUGACCCAGCUCUCUGAACUGACAGUAGACACAAGUGAGGCUGUGCAGAAAGCUGCAAAGACUGCUGUACGUGUCAUUUCCUGGAAGCCAUGAAACAACAAUUUUAACAUCUGUCAAUCAUUGUCAUAGUUCUCUCUUUUGAUUUAGCAGUAGAUAAUGUGUGCCAUUUUGUGAGCUUAAAUGAACACUGUAUUAAAAUAAAGUAAUAUGA